This is a messenger RNA of Gongylonema pulchrum, 921 nucleotides long. Lineage: Eukaryota; Metazoa; Nematoda; Chromadorea; Rhabditida; Gongylonematidae. The record is from the annotation of a GenBank genome assembly.
AUGCUUCCAGAAACUCCGGGUGGCGAAGUGCAAUUUGGUUCUCUCAAAUAUUUCAUCUUGUGUGGUCUGGGUGGAAUUAUUUCAUGUGGCACAACACACACGGCAAUAGUCCCGCUGGACCUAAUCAAGUGCCGCAUUCAGGUAAAUUCGGAGAAGUACCGAGGAAUUGCUCAUGGCUUCCGCACUACAGUAAGGGAAGAAGGCCUACGUGCCUUGGCAAAAGGAUGGGCACCAACGUUUAUUGGAUAUUCACUGCAAGGACUGGGGAAAUUCGGUUUUUAUGAAAUUUUCAAAAUUAUGUACAGCAAUAUGUUGGGCGAAGUAAGUCCGUGCUUUUAUGAAUUAUCAUAUCAGUGGCGCACAAUUGUCUAUUUAGCUGCAUCCGCCUCGGCAGAAUUUCUCGCCGAUAUUUUACUCGCACCAAUGGAAGCUACAAAAGUGCGCAUCCAGACAUCACCCGGCGCUCCACCGACGCUUCGUGGGUUGUCUGUUCUGUGGAUGCGUCAGAUUCCUUACACAAUGAUGAAAUUCGCCUGUUUCGAACGUACGCUUGAAGCUUUAUAUAAAUAUGUGGUACCAAAACCUCUUGCGCAAUGCACGAAGCAGGAGCAGCUGGUGGUUACGUUCGUUGCCGGAUACAUUGCAGGCAUUUUUUGCGCAGUUGUCUCACAUCCAGCUGAUACAAUUGUAAGCAAACUUAACCAGGAUUCUGGCUCAUCCACUGGCGCAAUUGCAAGAAAACUGGGCUUCAUUGGUCUCUGGAAGGGGCUUUUCCCACGAAUUAUCAUGAUUGGAACACUCACCGCACUGCAGUGGUUUAUCUAUGAUUCGGUGAAAGUGUACUUCAGGUUACCUCGCCCACCGCCUCCAGAAAUGCCUCUUUCGUUGCGCAAGAAGCUUGAGGCCGUCGGGAAGUUCUAG